AGUAUAUUUAGAGAAAAAUAUCCGGACUAUAGUUUUUUCUUCAAACGUACAUCAUGAAUUCACUAUCUAUGAAUUCAAUUCCUAGUCUACGGAAUGAUUCCCCUACUAUUUAUCCUGAAUCUGCCGAUGGUACCCUUGUAAUAAUGGUUGUUCGUGCCAAACAUUUACCAAACCGAAGGAAGUUAGAUAAACAAUCUCCCUAUGUUACGGUCAGAUUAGGAACCACGGCUAAGAAAACACCAGCUGCUUUUCGAGGAGGGCAAGUACCUGAAUGGACCCAUGAAAUACGAUUCCCCUUGACGCGAGAUCGGAAACCGAUCUUGAAGUUGGAUGUAUUAGAUGAGACCAAGGGGGACCCUACACCUAUAGGAAAUGCCGAGAUUGACUGCUCAGUAUUGUUUACACGAGAGGAGGAGAAUGGGAAAUAUAUAUAUGAUAACUGGUUUGAAUUGUCUCAGGGUGGAAAAAGGGCAGGCAUGGUUUACCUUGAAAUGACAUUUUACCCAAGUGCUCCAGUAUUACCCUCCAAGAUCCCCAUUUACCCCCAUGACCAAGUUGUAACACAAGAAGAAAAUUACGACGUCCAUGAUAGCUACCAUGAACAACCAGUUUAUCACCGUCCUCAAGUUCCUCACAAAGAGGAUGUGUUUGUAAAUCUGGAAAGCUCCACUUCGAGCAAGGGAUCAUCGACUUUUCUGCACAAUACUGGAAAGCAUUACAAUGAAAGUACAGGGACAGUAAACUCGGCUUCAGCAGUAUUUGUGAACGAGCAACAAUAUCAAGAAAAUCUAAAGGGUGCAAAGAAAUACGCAUUGAAAUUUGCUAAAUUGAAAAGCAAAUUCAACACAAGAGAACCAUUAAAUACACUUUGGGGUGGAAAUGAAAGCUCCACACUUAGUAACCAUUUGAGUUCAUCCCCUUCCAAGAGAGUGGUGUCUCCACUAAGUGAAUACGGAUCUGAUGACAAUAGCCCGUAUUCGCAUCAUGAAGAAGAUAUACAAUUCAUAUCCCCACCUGAACCACCUAGACGAGAUUUCAAAAUCGUACCACCACCCCGAUCCCCUACACCACCGCCAAAAUCUCCCUCUAAAUCCCCUUUGCUGGAGUCAAGACGAUCUCCGAGAAGAAAGCCACCUGCAGAUAUUCCCUUUGAAGUAGGUAAGCUUAAGGAUAGCACAUCGAUACCUUUUUCUGCAGAUACUAUUGGUUUGGAAGAUAGUGAGGGUUUACCCACUAAGGUUUACUUACUUGAUCAACCCGUCAAAUCGCUUAGUUAUUCCGCGGACAAUAUUAUUUCACCAGUUAAAUUAAAAGGCGAUGAGAUUGACCCUCGUUACUAUGCACCUACUCCAUCGGAACAUUUCAACCGUAAUCUGAGGUUAACGGCCGGUAGUGCAACCAAGGACGAUUUAAAGGUGGAUUUAAAUACUAGCGAAACUGGAUAUAUUGGAAAUGGAAAAUUUUCACCUAGUGUAUUUCAGAGAAUAGGCAGAAACUAUUGGAGUAGUGAAUCAGAGCUUGACCAACAAGAUAAACCAAAGGUUCCACCAAAGAUUCCAGAAGGUUUGACUGAAGCCGAAUACUAUGUUUUAGAAAAGGAAAAAUUCUUGCGGGAUUUGAAUGGUAACAGAAUAUGAAUGUAAUAAUUAAUACUACAAACCUUUUUUUGGAGAAAGCUCUUCUUACUUUUGUAUAAAUACAUAAAUUAAUAAAACUAAUACACACAUGAGAAUAAAUACGAAACGAAAGUAAAAGCGGAAACCUUAACAAAACAGUUAUUAAUAAAACCAUAUCAAACAAGAUAUAAAUAUAGAAUUGGAGAACAAUGGGGGAAGAAUGGGAUCAUCUGCUUGAUUGUAUGGUUGUUUUGCUUCUGAAUUUAUUCUCCUUAAAAAAAAAAUUCAUGCAGCUACUCUUAUAAUAAAGCAGCUACAAUGGCAAGUAAACCAGCGGCACCAACACCCACAGAAUUACUGAAGGCACCACCAGUAGAAGUUACCUUAUUGGUGGUAGCAGCAGGAGGAGGGGUUGAAGUGGUAUGGUUGGUGUAAGCAGUAGUGUGGAUUGGAACAGUUGAGGCAGAAGUGGUUAUGGUAGUAUUGGUCUUGUUGCUGACAUUGGAACCAACGGCAACAAUACCGUUGUAACGGGCCAAUGCAGUUUGCUUAGCAGCCUUGGCUGAAGCAACUGAUGCGGCGGAGGCAGCAGAAGCUACUGAAGCUAAUGAACUAGAAGCAGCAGCAGCAGCGGAUGCAGCAGAAGCAGAUGAAGCAGAAGCAACUGAUGCAACAGAAGCAACAGAAGAAACAGAUGCGGCAGAUGCGGCAGAUGCAACUGAGGCUUCAGAAGCUGCGGAGGCAGCAGCCAUACUAGAUGAUUCUUCUGGGGUAUAAACGGUUUGGGUGACAGUAACAGUGGUAAUAAUGGUGGUAUCUCCAUCAUCAGCCAUGACGGCAGAAGCUAAUAAAGCGGUGGAUAAAGCGAUAUUCUUGAACAACAUUUUUAAAUUCGUUUAAAAGUCGGUGAUGUUUCGGUUUGUUUUGAUUUUAAUAUGUGGUAGCGAUUUGUUUAUUUUUGCAAAGAAGGAAAACAAGUUGGUUGAGGUUAAAGUAGUAGUUGGUUAUAAAGGAAGGACUAGGGUAAGUAGUAGAAAGCUGGGUUGUGAUGUUUGAAUAAACUUGGAAAAGGUCAAAA
Spathaspora passalidarum NRRL Y-27907 is the source of this 2694-nucleotide messenger RNA. It is a transcript of the gene INN1, whose product is annotated as Inn1p. The transcript has a single exon. The record is from RefSeq and is a predicted model, not a curated record. The annotation marks the transcript as partial. NCBI's taxonomy places the organism in Eukaryota, Fungi, Ascomycota, Pichiomycetes, Serinales, Debaryomycetaceae.